Molecule: messenger RNA, 366 nt
Organism: Cooperia oncophora
Lineage: Eukaryota; Metazoa; Nematoda; Chromadorea; Rhabditida; Trichostrongylidae
Source: the annotation of a GenBank genome assembly
AUGCAAACCGAUUCUUUGCUGGUAUUGUUGAUUUUUCUGGUCAAUUUUGAUCUACAUGGAGCACAAGUUCCACUCGCUGAAUAUCAGUGCGGUACUGAUAUCACAACCAGAUUCAUGUCAAACUUGAUGACGUCAUCCUGCGACCAGAUCGGAAUCAAUGUGUGCUGUAUUCAUCAUGACGAAUGUUACUCGUCCUGUGCGGAGACGCAGUUAUCCUGUGAUGCCACGUUCUGUACUUGUAUCGCCGCUCUCGAUGCCAGCAUCUAUUGUCGAAAUGUGGUCUACGCUUGGCACUGCAAUGCUGUUCAGUGGCUUGGACACCGCUUUAUUUGUCCCCCUAUGGGUCAACCACUCUUUGGUGGAUAG